CUGGCCGGCCGCCGAGCACAGCAGAACACAGACAGGUACAGGACGAGCAGCACUGAGAUGGCACUACACUACAUGACACCGAUACUAAUUCUUGCGGCUGCUCUGGUGGCACUCCCGACCGCCCUGGCAAAGUGAAGGCGAAAGAAACUCCACCCGUACACUAGGAAAAUUCAAGGCACAUAAUGAGACUCCAACGAGGGAUCGCGCCACACCAGAACCUGAUUAGAGGAUUGGAAACUCUGAGUACCGACAACUGGGGUAGCAGCAGGCGGGGUGGAGACGAACAAAGUAAAAAAAAGGAGGAAUACAAAGCAAGGCAAAAAAGGGAGUCGGUCAGGUUUACGGAGAUGCCCAUGUAAAGAGGCUGCGACCGGUGAACACACGCACUCCCUGGCCGGCCGCCGAGCACAGCAGAACACAGACAGGUACAGGACGAGCAGCACUGAGAUGGCACUACACUACAUGACACCGAUGCUAAUUCUUGCGGCUGCUCUGGUGGCACUCCCGACCGCCCUGGCAAAGUCCUGUCAGACGCCCUUCGUGCCCCUCAACAACCAGUGGUGCGUUCACGCCCUCAUCACGGAGUCGGGUCCCGAGUGGCCGUCAGCGCGGGAGGAGUGCAAGAAGCUCGGUGGGGACUUGAUGGUGGUGGACACUCACGAGAAGAUGCAAGCUCUGACCGCUCACAUCGCCGCUAAGUACCCUGGAGCGGCGUCGUCGUAUCCUUACUGGGUCGGGGGCAGCAACGAGGCCGGCCAGUGGCAGUGGGUCAACGGUUCCCCGAUGAGUCUCGCUUCCAACCUUUGGUACCCCGGCAGUCCUGACGGCGGACCCCCAGACUACAAGUACACCUUGCUGAUUUUCACCAGCCCGUGGAAUAGGCGGUACCUGGGGUCUGUGUCCCCCACCGAUAAAGCUCCCGCCUACGUGUGCGAGCAGUGACGAGACGGAGGAGGGGAAGAGAUGCCGCGGCUACGAAUGCCAACACCGUAGAGAGAAGAGGGAGAGGGUAGAGAGAGAAGGUGGAGAAGGGAGAGGAGGGAGAAGGUGGAGGGAGGGGAAUAGGAGGGAGGGGUGGAAAAGAGAAAAGGAGGGAGAGGGUAGAGGGAGAAGAGGAGGGAGAAGGUGGAAAAGGGAGAGGAGAGAGAAGGAGGAGGGAGGAGAAUAGGAGGGAGGGGUGGAAAAGAGAAAAGGAGGGAGAGGGUGAAGAAAGAAGAGGGAGACGAUUGAAAAGGGAGGUUAAGAAAAGGGAGAGGGUGGAGGAGGGGGGAAAAAGAAGAGGGAGAGGGUGGAGAAGGGAGGAGAAGAGGAAGAUGAUGAAGGGAUGACGUUGAGGUUACAUCUAUGACUACUAGAGGGAAGAAGAAGGGAAGAUAAGCUGCUCAGAGGUAAGCUAUGAAGGGAAGGGAUGAAAGAGAUAAAAGAGACUGGCAAGAUAGGGAUGAGACACGCUACGAAGACACACUACAAAGGUUCAACACUAAUACAAUGGAAUGCGUUUUGAGCUAAGACAGAAUUCAAGGAAAAAAAUGUUCAAAAGACCCGAAAAUUACAACCAUGAUUCUCUGAUGCAAUAAAACCUUUUGGCAUUAAGACCA
Molecule: messenger RNA, 1598 nt
Organism: Eriocheir sinensis (Chinese mitten crab)
Lineage: Eukaryota; Metazoa; Arthropoda; Malacostraca; Decapoda; Varunidae
Product: C-type lectin domain family 6 member A-like
Exons: 5
Coding region: 448-942 (164 amino acids)
Source: RefSeq, a predicted model, not a curated record